Messenger RNA from Yarrowia lipolytica CLIB122, 1674 nucleotides. RefSeq lists its product as uncharacterized. The record is from RefSeq and is a predicted model, not a curated record. Gene Ontology annotation, molecular function: L-amino acid transmembrane transporter activity. NCBI's taxonomy places the organism in Eukaryota, Fungi, Ascomycota, Dipodascomycetes, Dipodascales. Gene Ontology annotation, biological process: amino acid transmembrane transport. Gene Ontology annotation, cellular component: membrane.
AUGUCAAUUAUCGACGGCAUAGAAACAAGGAGAGACUCGGGCGCCUCCUCAGCGUCAGCAGCGUCGUCAUCUUCAAAAAAUUCCAUCUCAAAAUCCCCAAUCUUCACAACAGAAUCCACCCCCUUGGUGAGAGGAAUUGUGGAAGGCAGGAACACCCACGACCCAGAAGCCGAUGGAAAAAGCGAAUCUGUAUCUCCUCUAGGUCGCCAUGUGGGACCAUUGACGGUUGUGGCCCUCAACUUCAGCCAGAUGAUCGGUACUGGCAUCUUCGUGGCGCCAGGAACAAUUCUCAACUCGGUAGGCUCGAUAGGAGCCUCUCUGGUUCUAUGGAUGUUUGGCAUAGUCGUGUCCUUCUGUGGGUUCUCGCUUUACACCGAAUUCGCCUCUCUGUAUCCCAGCAGAUCGGGGGGAGAAGUGGUGUAUCUGGAAAAGGCAUAUCCACGACCCAAGUUCAUGGUACCUGUGACAUUUGCUAUUUGCACAGUUCUUCUGAGCUACUCAGCAUCAAACGCCAUUGUCUUCGCUCAGUACUUUAUGGUAUCUCUUAACAUCAAACAUACAGACGGAAUGGAGCAAUUUGUGGCUGUGGCUACCUCUGUGGCCGUCUGCAUCAUCGCUAUUGUUGACACCAAGUGGUCCAUGCGUUUGCAGUCGGUCAUUGCCUAUAUCAAGGUGGGAAUUCUCAUCUUCGUCGCAACCACUGGUCUGGCUGUUAUUUCCGGAGUCACCAAGAUUGAAAAACCACUCGACAACUUCAAAAACCCAUUUUCUGGAACUUCCACAUCACCGAACGUCUGGGCUGCGGCUCUGGUGAAGGUAAUUUUCUCGUUUGCGGGCUGGAACAAUGCCAAUAACGUGCUUAAUGAGAUCCCCAACCCAGUUAAGACUGUCAAGAUCUACGGAUCAAUAGCCCUUGCUCUGGUUUCGGUUUUGUACAUGGUUUGUGCUGUUGGAUACUUUGCUGCAAUCCCUAAACAGGAGAUCAAAGACUCGAAACUACUGACUGCAGCUCUCUUCUUCACCAAAGUGUACGGAGAUGAGUCGACAACAAGAAUCUUGCCCUCUUUGAUUGCCAUCUCUUCCUUUGGAAACCUCCUGUCUGUUACAAUUGGACACUCUAGAGUCGUCAGAGAAGUAGGACGCCAAGGAGUCCUCCCCUAUCCUGCCUUCUGGACAAACACUUGGGCAUUUGGAACACCUGCAGGACCUUUACUGGUCAAGUUACUGCUCACAAUCAUUGUCAUCAUGGUCCCUCCUCCAGGAGACGCGUUCAACUUUGUUAUCGACUUGCAGUCAUAUCCCAGCAACGUCUUCCUGGUAUUACUGGUAAUUGGUCUGUUUUUAAUCCGGAAGCGAAGACGAACCCAGGGCCUCCCAAGUGCACCUUUUGAGGCCUGGGAUUGUGUUCUGUACCUCUACUUGGGAGUAUCCCUCUUCCUCCUGGUUGCUCCUUGGAUCCCUCCUCCCGGAGGAAAGUACGGAGGAGAUGUCUCGUUCUUCUACGCGACCUAUUGCAUUGUGGGCAUUGCAAUUCUUGCUGUCUGUGGUCUCUAUUACUUCUGGUGGGCGGUCAUCUGGCCCAAGCUCGGCAAUUUCAAACAUGUAGAGGUUCUUGAGCGGCUUCCUGACGGUUCAGUGUUCACAAGAAUUGUUAGACAGAAGAAUUCUUUUUAG